AUGUUAACACAACUUCAAGGACGUCCCGGUCGUCGCUACCUCGCCAUCGUUCUCUGCCUCGUCAUUGUCGUCUUCCUAUGGCACAACUUUAGCUCCGGUCCGGUGGAAUCCGAUUCGUUCGACAGCACAUCCCCCGAAGCGGAUGACGAUGGAGCGGCGCUGGUUGCUCCCGGUGCCAAAACGGUCGACAGCUUCAAAUACAUACCGAGCACGUACGACUGGAGCAAGGCCGAGGAGUUCCAUCCCGUGGACCAGCAGUUCAAGCUACCGAGUGGCCAUGCGACCAAGUUUCCCCGCAUACAGGCUCGGUCGACGAGCAAGAUUCUGAAGGACAAUAUCUCGGCGUCGAGGAAGCAGACGAUCAAGUCCAAGUUUAUCAAGAGCUGGGAGGCGUACAAGAAGCAUGCGUGGACGGAAGACGAGCUGAUGCCGCUGUCGGGCAAAGGCAAGACCACAUUGUCAGGAUGGUCGGCUCAGCUGGUCGAUGCGCUCGACACGCUCUGGAUUAUGGAUCUGCAGGAUGAAUUCCGACGUGCCGUGAAGGAAGUUGCGGUCAUUGAUUGGGCCAGGCCCAGCGAUCCCAAGAUCAACCUCUUCGAGGUGACCAUCAGGUACUUGGGAGGCAUCCUCGCAGCUUACGACCUCUCUGGUGAGGAUGCACUGCUAGCCAAGGCUGUCGAGCUGGGCGAUGCCUUGUACAGGACAUUCGACACGCCCAACCGCCUGCCCUCGCAUUGGCUCUACUACGAGACAGCCCGUCAAGGUCAGCAGCAAGCCGACACGAGCAUGUCCGGGGCGGCGGGAGGCUCGCUAUGCGUGGAGUUUACACGCCUGAGCCAGCUCACAGGCAACGACAAGUACUACGAUGCGACAGAGCGCAUCAAGCAGUUCUUCUACCGCUUCCAGAACAAGACGGCCAUUCCAGGGCUGUGGCCUCACGACAUGAACUAUCGCGAGGAGAUUGUCGAUGACACGAGGUUCAACCUGGGCGCAGGCAUGGACUCGCUGUACGAGUACCUCCCCAAGAUGCACCAGCUUCUCGGCGGCCAGGAUCCCGAAUAUCAGGAAAUGGUGGUUGCGGCUCUGGACGCUGCAAAGGUCAAUGUCCUCUUCCGUCCCAUGACGCCAAACGAUGCCAACAUCCUCAUGGCCGGCAACGUCGUGGUGAGGAACGGCCAGGCCAAGUUGACAGCCGAGAUGGAGCAUCUUACCUGCUUCAUCGGGGGCACGUACGCACUCGCUGGCCGACUCUUAGCGCGUGAGGACUACGUUGACCUUGCCUCGCGCUUGACGAACGGUUGCAUCUGGGCAUACGACAACUUUGAGACUAACAUUAUGCCGGAGUCGUCCGAGCUCGUUGCUUGCCCGACCCUAGAUGGCCCUUGCGAGUACGACAGCAGCCGGUUCCCCGCCACGCGCAGCUCACACCUGCCCGAUGGCUUCGUGAAGGUGAAGGACUCUCGGUACAUGCUCCGACCAGAGGCGAUCGAGAGCGUCUUUUACAUGUGGCGCGUCACGGGCGACCACGCCUGGCGCGAGGCCGCAUGGCGGAUGUGGGAGGGCAUUGUGAAGGAGACGGAGACGGAGCUGGCCUUUUCAUCGAUUGCCGAUGUCAAAGCCCACGCGAGCACAAAGUCUGACUCCAUGGAGACGUUCUGGAUGGGCGAGACGCUCAAGUAUUUCUACCUGAUCUUCGAUGACGAGAGCACAAUCAACCUCGACGACGAUGACGUCGCGCAGCAGCUGGCGAAGAAGAACCACUAUGAGCGAUUGAGGAUCAAGCCGACGGCUACCAAAAGCGAGAUUAAAAAAGCCUUCUACUCACUGUCGAAAACGCACCACCCGGAUGCGAAUCCCUCUGCCCCGGCCACCGCCGCACAGAGCUUCUCCCUGCUCUCCGAGUCCUACUCCAUUCUCUCCAACGACACAUCGCGCGCUACAUAUGAUCGGUCCCUCGCCCCGGCCUCCGCCUCAGGUAUACACCACCCACGGGGAUCAUACCACUCGGCAGGAGGACGACCGGCAAGCGGACUAAGCAGGCGAAGAGGCACAUACCGCGGGCCCCCGCCGAGCUUCUACAGAAGUGGUGGGUACGGAGAGCACACGGAGAAGAGACAAAAGGCGCACGAGGACACCACGUUCUCGGGGGCUGGUGGUGCUCGUGCGUCUUCCGAAAAGAAGACCGCCCACCAUGGCGGCAUGGGACCGGGCGACGACCCCUUUGGUCAUCACGACGACGUCUUGCACUGGGAUCGCAAGAGCCACCACAAAACACAGAAGAGAGAGGACCACCGACGGUGGGCGCGGACGCACAAGAAGGCUUGGAACGAUGACGGGACGCAAUUUGAGCCGCAGAUGAGUCAAGGCAGUCACUUUAUGGUGGUUUUGGGACUCUUGUCGAUCAGUCUUGUGGCGCCGGCCUUGUACAUGUCAAAAAUGCAUACAAAGAAGAACGACAGGCGAUAG
Molecule: messenger RNA, 2466 nt
Organism: Emericellopsis cladophorae
Lineage: Eukaryota; Fungi; Ascomycota; Sordariomycetes; Hypocreales; Bionectriaceae
Exons: 4
Coding region: 1-2466 (821 amino acids)
Biological process (GO): N-glycan processing; carbohydrate metabolic process
Cellular component (GO): endoplasmic reticulum; Golgi membrane
Molecular function (GO): calcium ion binding; mannosyl-oligosaccharide 1,2-alpha-mannosidase activity
Source: RefSeq, a predicted model, not a curated record